Messenger RNA from Theobroma umbraticum, 1523 nucleotides. RefSeq lists its product as uncharacterized. Lineage: Eukaryota; Viridiplantae; Streptophyta; Magnoliopsida; Malvales; Malvaceae. The record is from RefSeq and is a predicted model, not a curated record.
CAUUCAUCCGACAAUAGCGGUCAAAGAUUCCAAAAAAAAAAAAGGGUAAAACAAUCCCAAAACACCUACCGGUCCUCUCCUUUCUUUCUCAACCAAUUUUCCACCGUUGACGCCUAAUCAGAAAUGCUCGAACAAACUCUCAUGACCCUUCAUCAACAUCAACGAUCAUGAUGGCGACGGACAGUUAAUCCACCAUACUCCCGCCCUCACGUUAUCAUUUCGUUUUGUCAUGAACAUAAUUGAAGCGGCGCACCUUGGAAGCAGGCGACCACUCUUUUCGCGUUGUGCUCUACUCUUCGUUUGCCCUUUCCACGUUACGAACUGAAAGACCUCGGAAAACUGCCCCAUAAAGAGCAUUAGAUGGGAACUGGAGAUGAAGUAGUGGAAAUCGAGAGCUUGGAGAGAAGUUUGUUGUCGGAGUCUAUUACCGGAGAAGAAGGUACGGAGGCAGAGGAUGAGUCGGUUCUUUGCACGGCGUCGUUUCAGGAGAUGGAAGAGAAUUUCGUCAAAUAUCAGACGGCUCAAUGGGUUUUGUUUUCCUUGCUUUUGAUACUAGCUUGGGGUAUUGGCUUGUUCAUGCUCCUAUACAUCCCCGUUCGAAGAUACAUUCUCCGUAAAGAUAUUCGAUCCCGAAAGCUCUAUCUCACUCCAAACUCCAUCGUUUACAAAGUAACCAGGCCAGUUCCAUUUCCUUGUUUUGGGGUUUUAAAGAAGGAGAAACAUGUUCUACUGCCUUCAGUUGCAGAUGUUGUAAUUGAACAAGGAUAUCUGCAGUCCCUUUUUGGAGUAUACUCUCUUCGAAUUGAGAAUGUUGGUGUAAGAAGGCCACCGAGUGAUGAUGUGCAAAUUCAAGGCAUUGCAAAUCCAAGUGCUUUUAGGAAGGCUGUUUUGACACGCCUUUCAAAUAUGAGGACCGAAGUUUUCUCUCGACAGGUGUCUGCAAUUGAAGAUACUCCAAAUUUUAGGAUUCAUUCACCAGCUUCUUGGCUUUCUCCACCAAGGUCUAAGCUUGAUGCUAUCCCUCAUUCAGGGGAUCUUGCAUUAUUACAAAAACUAGAGGAGGUUGGGAGCUCUGUGAAGAGAGUUCAAUCUUUGAUCGAGGAACAGCAUAGUCAAACAUCAGAAACAGCUGAUUGAGUGCAGGCAAACUAAGCAUCAUUCAAGGCUUGUUCCUGCAGCAGUCAGGAGUCAAGAAGGCAUUUGAAUCUUUUUUCUCACAAGAUGCCGUCUGAAACUACUACUUAUCCUACAAAUAUUUCUGGAUCAAGUUUUGAGUGAGAUAUAUUUACACUUCUUUUUGAUCUUUCCUGAGGCUACAACCCUCAUACUGCUAUAUUGUUGUCCAUCAUUCAAUUUGUAAUUUCUCAUGCCCAAUUAGGAAACGAAAAAUAAAUCUUCUACAUGUAUGUGCGCCGGUUUUACAACUGUCUACUUCAUUCCUUUGUAAAUUCAUUUGCUUUCACUCUAAUUCAUGGAGUUUGUAUUAUACUGUUAUAUUAAUCAUCAUGUUUAUUGUUUAGUAA